UCCUUUUGCUACUUAGCACAGACUAUAAUUUCACAGCGAUGUAGAACUGAUUAUUGAACUCCCAGGGUAAAAAGUGGACGGAAAAAGCAGAAGGACGGAAACUCAUCCGCGUUUGACCCGGUGCGUCAGGAACACCUGUCGUCCCGGCUUCCUUUGCGUGUCCAACAUGGAAGAACUGGCGGUGGAGGUCCGUGGCUCCAACGGCGCUUAUUACAAGGGCUUUGUCAAAGAUAUCCACGAUGACUCUCUCACCAUUGCCUUUGAGAAGAACUGGCAGCCAGAACGCCAGGUGCCCUUCAGCGACGUCAGGCUGCCUCCACCUGCUGAUGUCAAGAAGGAGAUCGGAGAAGGAGAAGAGGUGGAGAUUCUCUCCAGAGCCAACGAACAGGAGCCUUGUGGAUGGUGGCUGGCCAAAGUCCGCAUGAUGAAGGGAGAUUUCUACGUGAUCGAAUACGCCGCUUGUGACGCCACCUACAACGAGAUCGUAACGUUCGAGCGUUUGCGGCCGGUCAACCCCAACAAGGCCGUCACCAAGAACUCCUUUCACAAGUGCACCGUCUCCGUUCCUCAGGAUCUGCAGGAAGCGUGCCAGAACGAAAACGCACACAAGGAUUUCAAGAAAGCCGUUGGCGCCUGUCGGGUUUCGUUCUGCCCAGAGAGCAGCGAGCUGCAGAUCGUGUCCACCAAUGAGACGACAGUGAAGCGCGUGUCUCUGCUGAGCGACAUGCACCUGCGCAGCCUGAGAACCAAGCUGCUGCUGAUGUCACGCAACCAGGAGGCCACAAAGCACCUGGAGACCUCCAGGCAGCUGGUGUCGUCCUUCCAGCAGGAGUUCAUCGUGAGGCCAGACCUGAUGGGCCUGGCCAUCGGCAGCCAUGGCAGCAACAUCCAGCAGGCCAGGAAGCUCCCAGGGGUCACCGCCAUCGAGUUGGACGAGGAGACCGGAACCUUCAGGAUCUACGGAGAGACGGAGGAAGCUGUGAAGAAGGCCAGAAGCUUCCUGGAGUUUGUGGAGGAUUCAGUCCAGGUGCCAAGGAAUCUUGUUGGCAAAGUGAUUGGUAAGAAUGGGAAGGUGAUCCAGGAGAUCGUGGAUAAGUCUGGUGUGGUCCGGGUCCGAAUAGAAGGAGACAACGACAACAAGCAACCCAGACAGGAAUUGACACAGGGAAUGGUCCCCUUUACGUUUGUCGGUACUAAGGAGAGUAUCGGCAACGUUCAGGUCCUGUUGGAGUAUCACAUCUCCUACUUGAAUGAGGUUGAGCAGCUUCGUCUGGAGCGGAUGCAGAUCGAUGAGCAGUUGCGUCAGAUCACCCAAGGUCACCGGCCGGUCGAUCGGGAGCGGGGCGAGCGAGGAGAGAGAGGCGGCGGGGGCUAUAACGCAGACAACGGCGCCAACGCGUCGUCAGCCUCGCUGCGCGGCAGCCGCUCCUACAACAGCAGGGGGCGCGGCCGGAGAGGCCACAGCUACAACACUGGAUACGGCGCCAAUUCGGAGCAUUCGAAUCCCUCUGAGACGGAUUCAGAGCGUAAAGACGAGCUCAGUGAUUGGUCGCUGGCAGGAGAGGACCUGGACGGGGAGAGAGAGCGAGGCCCUCGCCCACAGAGGGACGGGCGCCGGAGGCCCGGACCCGGCCGGGGCCGAGGGGGAGGAAGAGGCAGAGGAAGAGGAGGAUACGGAUACAACUCUGGUGGUAGGGAUCACGAGAACAAUCCCCCCUACGGGAGCCUGGAGGCCAACACGGAGACGGACCAGACGGCCGACACGGACGCCAGCGAGUCCAACCUGCCCGCCAACCGCCGCCGUCGCUCCCGGCGGCGCAGGACAGACGAGGACGCCACCCUGAUAGACGGCAUGAGCGAGUCCGACAACGCCUCCGUCAGCGAAAAUGGAAUAGAUUUGUCCGAAGCAAAACCUCAGCGUCGCAAUCGCAGCCGCCGCCGCCGCAUGCGCCUGCCUGAGGAGAGGCAGCCAGUGACUGUGGCCGACUACAUAUCCAGGGCUGAAUCUCAGAGCAGACAGACGACCGCCAAGGAUACCAAGAAAAACAAGGAAGUGGGUCAGGCGGAGGUCAUUGCUGAGCACAGCCCACAGUCGGCUCCGGCAACCACCAACGGCUCCAACGACGACGGGUCCGACGUCGCCGCCCCGAAAGACUCCUCCUACAAGAAGGACUCGAACCCACAACCCGUCAUGAACGGACUCUCCUAGUCAGACCCCAGCAAAGGAAAUGGUUUCAAAUAGUGACGACAUUUGAUUGGAAAUUCAUGUCGGCAUAGAGGCGUCAAUGUUAACAUCUAAACACAACAAACAUUGUUUGUUUGUUUGUUUGUUGUUUUUUUUGUUUGUUUUUUUUACUUAAUAUUUGAAACCCGUUCUGCAGCAAACCUUUUAGCGCUCUGAACCCCGACCUUUACAUGUUUAUCUCUGCUUCUGUUUCUCUUUUCAAUACUUCUUCCAAUAUGAGCUUGCCAAAGAUAGUCACACACACACACACACACACACACACACACACACACACACACACACACACACACACACACACACACACACACACACACACUUAGAGCUGCACCUUUAGUCUUCUCUUCCUCUUAGAGCUCAGACUGAGUGCAGUAUUUACAUAAUGCAGACAGGGAUUUUAAUCAGAUACUGUGGUGUGGAUGCAGCCGUUUUCCUGGUUCAUAAUGUCGUAGUCUGCCUUCUAUCAGGUGAACGUAGCGGAAUCGUUUCUUUUUGGGACGUUUUGUGCAUCAAGUUAAAUGUUCUGCAUGAGCAGAGUGCAGAAGGUUUGCUGAAAAACCCAAGUGUGACGUACUUGUGAUCAGCGGUCGUGCCUUGAGAGUAGACUCAACAAGUUGCUGCCUGGCUCUGCGCUCCAUCUGGAAUCCCUCCCCCCCUCACCUGCCACCAGUGGAACCAGUCCGGGUCGCCUGCCACCAGUGGAACCAGUCCGGGUGAGUCGGCGUGCGAAAUGCUGAGGGGUUUCAGAGCCUUCUUUUCAAAUCAGGUGUCUCUGCUCUUAAAGUCGUUGGGAGGGGGAUUCAGUGAUCCUUUAAGUGUAUCUGGAGGAUUUUUUGACUUUUAGCUGCUUCCUGUUCUUUAAUAUGCAACCACUUGGAUCAUAGGAGAUGUUAUUACUGCAGAUCUGGAAAAGAAAUGAGAAGAGUUGUUUUGUUUGCACUGAAGCGUAACCUUUUACUCUUAAAGCCGAUUGUAGUCGAGUCUGAAAGCCGUUGCGUUGCUGGUUUUCUGGGAACGUUUCUCUACCCAACCUUUUAUUUGAUCAAGUACGACACUGAGAGCUUCAGGAGACUGAAAAUCAUAACAACUGGAUGAAUCCGGUGUUGAGAUGUUGCAGAAAACCGAAGCACAGCAGCUUUUCACGGUUCUUCCACACUGGCUGGCUGGAAACUGGUCACGACUGUUCCUCUGAGGAAGAUUUAUUUGGAUUAUUUAUUUUUUAAAAAGUGUACAGUAUUUAAAAAAAAUCAUAAAAAAAAAUAAACACUCUUCUUUUUCUUGACACUAAAACGUGAUAUCCAGAGGUUUUCAUACAUCCAUCUACGAUUUGGACUACUGACAGUUGUGACAUCCCAAGAGUUUUUGUUGGGUCAACUACAGUAAACUGUUUCUUUUUUAAGGAUUGUCUGGUUGGUUGAUGUGCAAUAUGUUUUGUACGCAGGUAGUUCCUAAAUAAACUUGGAUCUUCUAUGUAGAUCUGAA
Poeciliopsis prolifica (blackstripe livebearer) is the source of this 3724-nucleotide messenger RNA. It is a transcript of the gene fxr1, whose product is annotated as FMR1 autosomal homolog 1. Lineage: Eukaryota; Metazoa; Chordata; Actinopteri; Cyprinodontiformes; Poeciliidae. Gene Ontology annotation, molecular function: mRNA 3'-UTR binding; translation regulator activity; protein homodimerization activity. The coding region runs from base 167 to 2209 and encodes 680 amino acids. Gene Ontology annotation, cellular component: postsynaptic density; nucleus; presynapse. The transcript has 18 exons. Gene Ontology annotation, biological process: anterograde axonal transport; regulation of filopodium assembly; negative regulation of translation. The record is from RefSeq and is a predicted model, not a curated record.